Molecule: messenger RNA, 939 nt
Organism: Verticillium alfalfae VaMs.102
Lineage: Eukaryota; Fungi; Ascomycota; Sordariomycetes; Glomerellales; Plectosphaerellaceae
Exons: 2
Coding region: 1-939 (312 amino acids)
Biological process (GO): transmembrane transport; monoatomic cation transport
Cellular component (GO): membrane
Molecular function (GO): monoatomic cation transmembrane transporter activity
Source: RefSeq, a predicted model, not a curated record
AUGCUCCUCGGCGGCGGCCUCUUCAUGUUCUGGAGCAGCCUGCUGACCCUGCACGCCCACUUCUUCCUCGACCCCGCCGCCGCCGCCGACGCCAUUGCCCACAUGCACCACGGCCACAGCCACGGCGGCCACGCCCACGGCCACGGUCAUGCCGGGCCCAGUCUGCACGCCGCGUGGCUGGCCGCCGGCACCGUGGCCAUCAAGGAGUGGCUCUACCACGCAACAGCCAUGAAAGUCGCCCGCGAACGCAAAUCCUCCGUCCUCGCCUCCAACGCCGUGCACCACCGCGUCGACUCGCUCACGGGCGUCGUCACCCUCGCCGUCGUCCUCGGCGCCAACAUCCUCUCCAACGCCGCCUGGCUCGACCCCGUCGGCGGCCUCUUCAUCUCGCUCCUCGUCGUCAAGGCCGGCGCCGAGAACACCGUCAGCGCCCUCUACGAGCUCGCCGACCGCAGCAUCGACGACGACGUCCGCGCCUCGGUCACGCGCCACGCCCGCGCGAGCCUCGAGGCCCGCGGCGUCGGCCGUGACGUCGAGGUCCGCGACGUCGCCGGCGUCAAGAGCGGCCAGAACUACCUCGUCGACGUCGAGCUCGCCGUCCCCGGCGAUUGGACCGUCGAGGAGGCCCGGGAGGUCGAGGCCGCCGUGCGCGAGCGGGUCGGCGCCAAGGUGCGCGGUGUCCGCCGGCGGGCGGAUCCCGCUACGUGCCCCAAGGAGGCGCCCGUCGCCCGGCAAGUUUUGACGAGGUACAUCUUCGGGCGAGGCCAGCCAGCGGCCGCCGCCCCGAGUCGGAAGGACGAGGACAACCAUGAUCUUGACCAUGACCUUGGGCCCAGGAACGGCACCGGAACGGACACCCCAACGGCAAUGGACACAACCCCGGGAAUGGCAAUGGCAAUGGCAAUGGCCCCGCCCCCGAGAAGCCCCAGUGAGCGCUGA